Molecule: messenger RNA, 945 nt
Organism: Pelodiscus sinensis (Chinese soft-shelled turtle)
Lineage: Eukaryota; Metazoa; Chordata; Testudines; Trionychidae
Product: olfactory receptor 52K1-like
Biological process (GO): G protein-coupled receptor signaling pathway
Cellular component (GO): plasma membrane
Molecular function (GO): G protein-coupled receptor activity; olfactory receptor activity
Source: RefSeq, a predicted model, not a curated record
AUGUCAGAUUCCAACGGCACUGGUUCUGGCCUGUCCUUGUUCUUCCUGACGGGCAUUCCAGGCCUCGAACCCAUGCACCUCUGGAUCGCCAUCCCCUUCUGCUUAGUGUUCAUCGUGGCCCUUCUAGGAAACUGCACUCUGUUGUAUGUUAUCAGGACAGAGCCCUCCCUACACAAGCCCAUGUUCUAUUUCCUCGCCAUGCUGGCUAUCAUUGACCUUGUUUUAUCCACAACCACCAUGCCAAAAACACUGAGCAUCUUCUGGUUUAAUUCCAGGGAGAUCAACUUUAGCACCUGCCUGGUGCAGAUGUUUUUCCUUCACUCAUUUUCCAUCAUGGAGUCUGCCGUGCUGCUGGCCAUGGCCUUUGACAGGUUUGUGGCCAUCUGCAACCCCCUGAGGUACACCACCAUCCUGACCAAUUCAGUGAUAGCGAAGAUCGGGCUGGCGGCUUUGGCCCGGGCGGUUAUGUUAAUGGUUCCUCUGCCCUUCCUUGUGAGGAGGUUGCCUUAUUGCCGGUCCCAUGUCAUCUCCCACUGCUACUGCGAGCACAUGGCCGUGGUGAAUCUAGCCUGUGCCGACACAAGGAUCAAUAACAUCUAUGGCAUCACUGUGACUCUCUUCAUCGUGGGGCUGGAUCUGAUGUUCAUUGCCCUAUCAUACGUCAGGAUCCUCAGGGCUGUCUUAAGCCUGGCAUCCCAGGAAGAGCAGGUCAAAGCUUUUGGAACUUGUGUUUCCCACCUUUGUGCCAUCUUAGUGGUCUACACACCGGUGGUUCUCUCCUCAAUAAUUCACAGGUUCGGACAGCACGUCGCCCCGCACGUGCAUAUCCUGAUGGCCAAUUUCUACCUCCUCUUUCCUCCCAUGAUGAACCCCAUUGUGUACGGUGUGAAAACCAAACAAAUCCGGGUGCGGGUGCUUUCCUUGUUCCGAAGGAAAAGCCUCUAG